Schistocerca nitens (vagrant locust) is the source of this 1593-nucleotide messenger RNA. Its product is annotated as translation initiation factor IF-2-like. Bases 1 to 1593 code for a protein of 530 amino acids. The transcript has 5 exons. The record is from RefSeq and is a predicted model, not a curated record. NCBI's taxonomy places the organism in Eukaryota, Metazoa, Arthropoda, Insecta, Orthoptera, Acrididae.
AUGGACAGAGUAGGGGACGACGAGGAGCCAGGGCCCCACCCGCGGGUGGCAAGCCCGCGUUCCUCUAGGCCAGAACAGACACACAGGGCUGAGGCAGAACUCGCGAGCAGGACCACUCAGGGCGCUCGUCCGCGACACCCCGCCCCACCGGCCCCCACGCCCGAAGACUUAUGCAGUGCGAUGAUACAAGAGAAACUCGACCAACUCCGCCGCGACCGCGACGCACGAGCAAUGGAACUCGCAAGACGGCGGGAUCAAGAUGGCGCCACCACCAGUAACAACGCAUCUUCCGACGACAGCAGAACGUCGAGUCGACCUCCGACGGAACAACACCAUGCCAUGGACUAUCAGGACGACUCCAGCGACUCAGACGCACCAUUCCAGGAAGUCCGACGCCGCCGGACAGGCAAGAAGCGCAAGAAAGCCGAAGAACACACCCCCAUGCAGAUGAAAUCACGAGCUGUACCCACCACAAACUACUAUGCACCACUACAGCAACAGGACGCAGCUACGGAAGACCAACACCAGCCUCAACCUAACGCCUCAACCACUCAGGACACCGCAGCUCCACCACCGCCGAAACCGAGAAUACCGCCGGCAAUCCACGCCUACCAACUGCGACCUCAACCUUCCAGGGAGCCACAACAACCACCACAGCCGUCGUUUGCGGCAACACCGAAGGACUUCCCAUCUCUCCGAACACCCUGGUCGGCCGCAUCGUCCUUAUUUCAAACACCGUCUCAGCAACAACCACCUAGCCAGAAAAACACGGCGCGUCAACGAAUGCAAGACCUCCGCCAGCAACAACAGCAGCAACGAUCCACGGACAACGCCCUCGGGGCGGCGGUGGUGGACGGGGAGGAGGCGGUGGCGUGUGUGGUACGGCGAAAACGGGACGGACGGCCGGCGGAUGUUGAGAGGCGCCGCCCGCGCACGCACGCAGACACACAGAAGGGAAGAGCGAGAAAGGAACAAAUGGAGGGGGCGAAUGUGGAGGUGCGGGGAGGGGGAGGCGGUGGUGUUUGUGGGCAUGUGGUGGGAGAGAAGGGCGGGGGCGGAAGGACAGAGGCGCGAGGCGACAGCCUCAGAGGCGGCCAGCAAAUGCGUGCGGUUGGAUGGAUGGGCGGCCACGGCACGGCACGGCACGGCACCGCACCUGUGCCCAAGGAGGAGACGCUGGCGGCGGGCCACCCUCGGAUGCGGCCGGCCGGGGCUGUGUGCGCCGCUGCAACAACAACGAGAAGACGAGAUGCGGGCAGACGCGUACAGAGAGACGAGCCCGGUCUGCAGCAGGAUGUGUGGCGCGCCGAGUGCAGAGCAGCGCGCGCCGGCUGGGCUGGGUUCGGCUGGGCCCGCCCGGCGGCGGGCCGCGCUGUUGUCGCGGACGUGAGCGCCCCCUGGCGGGUGGUCGGAGGCGGCGCGGUGGACGUGUGGCUGGUUGGCAGUGCACAUUGCGAGUGGCUGGCUGGCUGGCUGGCUGGCUGGCGGGCGGUCGGCGGCGGCGGCGAGAAGAGAGAGGAGGUAUGUGUUGCGGGCGCCUUUGCUGCGCUGCGUCGUUGCGUGCCUGGGCGUGCGCCUGUCGACUGUGUGUGA